AUGUGCAGUCCCGGUUCGGCUGAACGCUGCAUGUCGCGGCUGCUGAGCGCCGUGGAGAGCGAGCUGCAGGCCGGCCGGGAGAAGGGCGACCCAACAGAGCGGGAACUGAGGGUGACGUUAGAGGAUGCCGAGCUGUGGAGGAAAUUCCAGCACAUCACUAACGAGAUGAUCGUCACCAAGAAUGGACGUCGCAUGUUCCCAGUGCUGAAAGUGAGCGUCUCUGGCCUGGACCCCAGCUCCAUGUACUCCUUCCUGCUGGACUUCGUCCCGGCUGACAGCUGCCGCUGGAAGUUUGUAAACGGGGAGUGGGUGGCGGCCGGCCGGGCGGAAAGCCGCAGCGAAGGCCGGGGCCAAGGUGGCAUCUACAUCCACCCUGACUCGCCAAACUUCGGCGCUCACUGGAUGAAAGCGGCCGUGUCCUUCAACAAGGUCAAACUCACCAACAAGGUGAAUGGAGGAGGACAGAUUAUGUUGAAUUCUCUCCAUAAGUAUGAACCUCAGCUCCACAUCGUGUGUGUUGGCUCUCGCCAUCGACUGGUUUCUAACGUUUCCUUCAAAGAAACGCAGUUCAUCGCCGUCACUGCCUACCAGAAUGAAGAGAUCACAGCCCUAAAGAUCAAAUACAACCCAUUCGCUAAAGCCUUUCUGGAUGCCAAAGAGAGGAUCCCAGGUGGGCGGAGUUUGCCUGAGCCAUCAGAGGGCCGUGUUGGGAUUCAGUCCUGUUGGUCGCUGUGCUCAGCUGGAGGAGGAGGUGCUUUUCCUUAUGGCAGCAGCCUCCCGCUGACAUCACAUCAUCACCAUGGUUAUAAACACCAUGGAUACCCUGGGAGACACACCCCUUACCCCACUGCCUACCUGCCCCACCGCCCGCACUCCUCAGUGUGUCUCUCCGAAGGUGUUCAGGUGAUAUCUGAUGGCUGGAGCACCUCCUCCCCUCGUCCCACCUCAUCUUCUUCCUCACCCUCCUCUGCCUCCAUUCCCUUGAGUAGCAGCGCCCCUUCAUCACAGCCUCCUCCUCCUCACAGCUCCAGGUGA
Pundamilia nyererei is the source of this 1035-nucleotide messenger RNA. It is a transcript of the gene tbx19, whose product is annotated as T-box transcription factor 19. Gene Ontology annotation, cellular component: nucleus; chromatin. Gene Ontology annotation, biological process: mesoderm formation; regulation of transcription by RNA polymerase II; cell fate specification. Bases 1 to 1035 code for a protein of 344 amino acids. NCBI's taxonomy places the organism in Eukaryota, Metazoa, Chordata, Actinopteri, Cichliformes, Cichlidae. The record is from RefSeq and is a predicted model, not a curated record. The transcript is spliced from 7 exons. Gene Ontology annotation, molecular function: DNA-binding transcription factor activity, RNA polymerase II-specific; RNA polymerase II cis-regulatory region sequence-specific DNA binding.